Messenger RNA from Penicillium cataractarum, 966 nucleotides. Its product is annotated as endo-1,4-beta-xylanase. The transcript is spliced from 10 exons. The record is from RefSeq and is a predicted model, not a curated record. Gene Ontology annotation, molecular function: hydrolase activity, hydrolyzing O-glycosyl compounds. Gene Ontology annotation, biological process: carbohydrate metabolic process. NCBI's taxonomy places the organism in Eukaryota, Fungi, Ascomycota, Eurotiomycetes, Eurotiales, Aspergillaceae. Bases 1 to 966 code for a protein of 321 amino acids.
AUGGUUCAACUCAAGGCCGCUGCUCUAGCUUUCCUUUUCGCUGGUCAAGCACUUUCCGGACCUGUUGAUUCCCGACAGGCCUCCGUGAGCAUCGAUGCCAAAUUCAAGACCCAUGGAAAGAAGUAUUUUGGAACUAUUGGUGACCAGGGCACCUUGACCAAGAAUACCCAGAAUCCAGCAAUUAUCAAGGCUGAUUUCGGUCAACUGACCCCGGAGAACAGCAUGAAGUGGGAUGCUACUGAGCCGAACCGAGGCCAAUUUUCCUUCUCGGGGUCGGAUUACCUGGUCAACUUUGCCCAGUCAAACGGGAAGCUGAUCCGUGGUCACACUCUCGUUUGGCACUCUCAGCUCCCCUCAUGGGUCUCCUCCAUCACGGACAAGAACACUCUCAUCAGCGUCAUGCAGAACCACAUUACCACGUUGAUGACCCGCUACAAGGGCAAGAUCUACGCCUGGGACGUCCUGAAUGAGAUAUUCAACGAGGACGGCUCCCUCCGCAACAGCGUCUUCUACAACGUCAUUGGCGAGGAUUACGUGCGCAUCGCUUUCGAGACCGCUCGCGCUGCGGAUCCCAAUGCAAAGCUCUAUAUCAACGAUUACAACCUGGACUCUGCUUCUUACUCCAAAGUGAGCGGCAUGGUUAGCCACGUCAAGAAGUGGCUUGCAGCUGGUAUUCCCAUUGACGGAAUUGGCUCUCAAACUCACUUGAGCGCUGGUGCCGCUCUGAAUGCUCUUGCCGGCGCCGGAACCCAGGAAAUCGCAAUCACUGAGCUUGACAUUGCUGGCGCUAGCUCUACGGACUAUGUCAAUGUUGUCAAUGCUUGUCUAAACCAGGCAAAGUGUAUCGGAAUCACAGUUUGGGGAGUCGCUGACCCGGAUUCGUGGCGCGCCAGCUCCACACCUCUGCUGUUUGACGGCAACUACAACCCCAAGGCUGCGUAUACCGCUAUUGCGAAUGCCCUCUAG